AAGAAAACACCGGCCAACCACGCAGCUGGCUGCUGAGGUAGCAGAAGUCCGCACCAAGUCCACUCUUUUUCCUCUGUUCGGAUCGCCUCUGCUCUAAGGCUCUCAUCCUCCCUCCAACGCCAAGACGAGAGAAGAAGCAACACGAAUUUGAGCUUUUUUUUGCUCCUCCAUAGAAAACCCAGACUUUGGGGUCUUCUCCGGAUCGGGAAGGUGGAUCUGGAGCUUGGACUUGUUUUCGGCUGUUAGGGCCUUUGGAAUCGCACGGAGGAUGAAGGAGAAGCGCGUAUUGGACUCCGAAGGCAGCGAUUUAUUGCAUCCGGAACCUAAAAGGCAGAGGGUUCCUGCGCUUGCGAGUGUGGUUAUUGAAGCUCUGAAGGUGGACAGUUUGCAAAAACUUUGUUCUUCACUGGAGCCAAUUCUCCGCAGAAUUGUUAGUGAGGAAGUUGAAAGAGCAUUGGUGAAACUUGAACCUGCAAGAAUUGGGGACAGGAGUUCUCCAAAACACAUUGAAUGGUCCGGUGGAAGAAAGCUGCAGCUGCAUUUCAGAUCAACUUUGUCCCUACCACUUUUUACUGGUGGUAAAGUAGAAGGAGAGCAAGGUUCUGCAAUUCAUGUUGUUUUGCUAGAUGCAAACACUGGUCUUGUUGUGACAUCAGAGCCUGAGUCUUCUGCAAAACUAGAUGUUGUUGUUCUCGAGGGUGAUUUCAACAAUGAAGAUGAUGAUGAUUGGACCGAAGAAGAGUUUGAAAGUCAUAUAGUGAAGGAGCGUGAAGGCAAGAGGCCACUUUUGACUGGAGACUUACAGAUAUCACUGAAGGAAGGUAUAGGAACACUUGGAGAGCUUUCAUUUACGGAUAACUCUAGCUGGAUAAGAAACAGGAAGUUCAGACUUGGGCUAAAAGUCUCUCCCGGUUUUUGUGAGGGCAUACGUAUUCGUGAGGCAAAAACAGAAGCUUUCGCAGUGAAGGAUCACAGAGGAGAGUUAUACAAGAAACAUUAUCCUCCUUCAUGGAAGGAUGAGGUUUGGAGAUUGGAAAAGAUCGGCAAGGAUGGGUCAUUCCACAAGAAGUUGAACAAUAAUGGAAUCUUUACAGUUGAAGAUUUUCUCCGGCUUUAUGUCAGGGAUCCACAAAAAUUACGAACUAUCCUUGGAGGUGGCAUGUCAAAUAAAAUGUGGGAAAGUCUGAUUGAGCAUUCCAAAACCUGUCCCCUAAGUGGAAAGUAUUAUGUUUUCUAUUCUGAUGACGCAAGAGAUGUCGGUGCAAUCUUCAAUCAUAUUUACGAGUUCAGUGGCUUGGUUGCUGGAGGGCAGUUCUGUUCAGCUGAAUCUUUGACAGAUAGUCAAAAGGUCUUCACAGAUGCUCUUGUUAAAAGAGCAUACGAAAAUUGGUCUUAUGUAGUAGAAUAUGAUGGCAAAGCUCUUCUAGGCCUCAAGCCGAACAAGAAGACAAUAACUACUCGAAGUGAAACUUCAGCUUUGGCAAAAUUUUCUGGAUCGUAUGACCUAGAAGCCUCACAACAGCAUUUGUCAGUUCCAGAACCUAUACCUCAAUCUUCCAACAACCAAGGAUUAGCUGCUCGAGGAGAAGCAAGUUCUACACGAUAUGAUGAUCACCAAAUGACCAGAUACUCUAAUUCUCACCUUGUUGGUUCAAAUGCCCAGUUGGAUUAUGAAACUGCUUUGUCGCAGCAGGAUCCAUUCAGUGGUUCUUCUAGCCUAUCUCAAGAUCCUCGAGAAGACACCAUUGGUCUCGCAUUAGCCCCACCACAGUAUUCAAACUUGGGAGUGCAACCAGCAAGCCAGCCCUUUUCAUUCUCAAACCUGAAUUCCUACUAUGACUGGUCACACCAACGGCAGAAUAAUGGCGCUGAGGACUUCUUCACGGAGGACGAGAUUCGCAUGAAGAGCCAUGAGAUUCUGGAACACGAUGAUAUGCAAUUGCUUCUCCGACAUCUGAGCAUGGCAGGAGCUGCCGGCAACAACAUCCCAGAUGAUGGAUACGAAUAUCCGUCGUACAUGCCUUCUCCAAUCCCAACCUACAACUUCGAUGAGGAGCAAAACCGCUCGUCCGGGAAGGCUGUCGUCGGGUGGCUCAAGAUCAAGGCAGCAAUGAGAUGGGGCAUAUUCAUCAGGAAGCAGGCGGCCAAUAAAAGGAAGGCUAAACUCGUUGAGUUGAAUGAUUAACUAGCCAGUUAUUUAUCGUGAUUCUGAGUACUCAACUUGAGCCAUUUAUCAAAGAAAGCUUCAGUAGGAAGUAGUAGUUCGCGUGAUUGCUGAUAUGACCUUGUACAGUAGCGUUUAGGUCUAUUGUGAAGGCUUUGCAAGAGUCUACUUCAAUAAUACUGUCCGAUUUUUAUGAUAAUAUCUAGUGAACAAAAUAUUUUAUUUUUGAUACAA
This is a messenger RNA of Zingiber officinale, 2398 nucleotides long. Its product is annotated as calmodulin-binding protein 60 B-like. Bases 269 to 2185 code for a protein of 638 amino acids. The transcript has 9 exons. The record is from RefSeq and is a predicted model, not a curated record. NCBI's taxonomy places the organism in Eukaryota, Viridiplantae, Streptophyta, Magnoliopsida, Zingiberales, Zingiberaceae. Gene Ontology annotation, molecular function: calmodulin binding; sequence-specific DNA binding; DNA-binding transcription factor activity. Gene Ontology annotation, biological process: regulation of salicylic acid biosynthetic process. Gene Ontology annotation, cellular component: nucleus.